Messenger RNA from Telopea speciosissima, 857 nucleotides. Its product is annotated as expansin-like A2. Lineage: Eukaryota; Viridiplantae; Streptophyta; Magnoliopsida; Proteales; Proteaceae. The transcript has 5 exons. The coding region runs from base 19 to 846 and encodes 275 amino acids. The record is from RefSeq and is a predicted model, not a curated record. Gene Ontology annotation, cellular component: extracellular region.
CUCCACUCUUCUCUAUAAAUGGAUUACGAUCUUAUCUUCUUUCGUAAUCAGAAUCGCACAAAGAUGGCCAUCUACCUGUGUUUUCUUUUCAUUCUCUUCUCCUCUGCAACUGCUUGCGACAGAUGCGUUCAUCAAUCCAAAGCGACUUAUUUCUCCUCCUCUGCUCCUCUUUCCUCUGGCAGUUGUGGGUAUAGCUCCUUGGCCUUGGGCUUUAAUGGUGGACACCUUGCUGCUGCUGUUUCUUCGAUUUAUAGAGAUGGAGUUGGCUGUGGAAGUUGCUUUCAGAUAAGGUGCAAGAACCAGAACCUGUGUAGCAGAGAAGGGACUAAAGUUAUUUUAACUGAUCUUAAUAAGAAGAAUAACCAAACAGAUUUCGUUCUCAGUGGGAGAGCAUUCAUGGCUAUGGCCCGCAAGGGAAUGGCAAAAGACAUUUUGAAGCUUGUAAAUGUCCCCGUGGAAUACAAACGGAUACCCUGUGAUUAUAAAAACCAAAAUCUAUCUGUACGAGUGGAAGAGACAAGCCAAAAACCACACUACUUAGCAAUCAAGUUUCUGUACCAAGGUGGGCAAACGGACAUUAUGGGCGUGGAUGUAGCUCAGGUUGGUUCUUCAAGUUGGAAUUUCAUGAGCAGGAAAUAUGGAGCGGUGUGGGACACAAGUAGGGUUCCGGCAGGAUCGUUGCAGUUCCGGUUGGUGGUGACGGGAGGGUAUGAUGGGAAGUGGGUGUGGGCAACUAAAGUCCUUCCGGCUGAUUGGAAGGUUGGAGUUAUAUACGAUACUGGUGUUCAGAUCAGUGAUAUAGCCCAAGAAGGUUGUUCCACUUGCGAUGAUAAGGAUUGGAAGUAAACAUUGAAAAU